UCAAAAUGGCGGAGCUUGGAAAAAGCGAACGACGCGUCCUGCCGUGCGUGCUGCAGAAAAACAAUUAAAAAAAGUACGCGGGGUUUUGUUAGACAAGUGCGUGCAGCGGAAUAAACCGAGGGCCGACUAGUGGCGUUGGCGAUCAACUGCCGGCUCUGGUUGUAUGAGUGGUGAAGCCGUGCAAGCAGUGCACGCAAAGGAUAUCGGGACGGAAACGCGUGUAUGUGUGAAUGUGAGUGUGUUCUAAUGCGUAAGUGUAUAGGAAGGAGGAAGGAUUGAUCACACUGUCGAAUGUUAUCUGAAGAAACGUCACAUUGGCAAAAAACAACAGAAGAAAGAGGAAGAAAACAAGUGCGACGGACGCGCAAGAAGUGUGGCUAGUGCGUUGAUGGUGUUACAAUACGUGCGCGCGCGUUUGUAUGUGUGUGAAUGUCGUAUUUGAAUACCCGUAUCGUCUGAGCGUUCACCGCCACCGUUCCUGCGAUUGGCUGUUUGCCUGUGCUGCAGAAGAAAGAAGAAAUCACCAGGUGGCGCCAUUUGCGAGGAUCACUAGAAGUGUAAAUUAAGUACAGGCAGUUAUAGAAAAAGAUCUAGUUAGUACCUACCGCGAAAGGGUGUCUCCUCGUGUGCCGGGAGUGUGUCGGUACGAGUAUAUGCCGCCCGUGCGUGUUAACGCGUGAGUGAAAGUGUGUUUGUGUGUGUGUGUGUGUGUUAGCCGCUGCAUGCAGUGGUGCGAGGAAGCAAAGAAGGAAGGUGCAUUGUUUAUGUUCACGCGUUAAAGAGAGAGAGGAAGCGAGAAGGCAGGAAGCCAGAAAGAAAGAGAUAGAGCGAGAAUGAUAAAGAGGGCAGUGAUGUGAAAAAAGUUGCACGCUGUUUGAUUCACCUUUCUCGUUAGCAGUGUGAAUGUGUGAUAGAAUUCAGCUGCCCUGCAAAGGUGUAUAUAAAAGGACGCGAAACUAGAAAAAGUACGGGAAUCAGCAUCAACAAAAAAAGGAGAGAAGAUAUCACGGCUAAGGGACGUGGUAAAAGGGCACGCAGCUAUGCUACAAGAGUAGCGUAAAUUGUAUUAUAGAAAAUAUACAACAAAAGCUACAACUGUGUGCGAAAAAGCUGAUAACGUAAAAGAACUAAUCCUAUUCGAAAGGAAGACUAGAUUCCCAGAGUGCUGGUAGAAUUUUCCUUAACAAGCGCCUUUUAACAGGCGCGCCCGCCGGUGUUAGUGCGUGUAGUUUUACAAAAAAAAGAUAGUUCACCAAACAACAGCAACUAUGACAACCAACAUGUAUCGUGUCGGAGACUAUGUCUACGUGGAGACAUCGUCAACGACACCGUACCAGAUUCGGCGCAUCGAUGAGUUGAACAAAACACCGAACGGCAAUGUUGAAGCGAAAGUGAUGUGCUUCUACAGGCGAAGGGAUCUUCCGACACCGCUCGUGCAAUUAGCCGAUAAGCACCAGAUGGCCACAUCCGAGGACUCCCCGGCGGCAAUGAAGCUGAAGAAGAUGUGGCUUAAGACACCCGUCAGCGAAGAGCAGGCCGCCCAGGCGGUGCUAGAUCCUGCCCUAGUUGCUUUGGAAGAGGAGCGUAACAACAGUCCCAACAGUGGCGCUGGUAGUGGCGAACGUGGGGAGCAUCUUAAUCCGAAGCAACGGCAUCAGAUGAAGCAGCGGGAACUGUUCCUGUCGCGCCAAGUCGAAACACUCCCUGCCACCCAGAUACGGGGCAAAUGCUCCGUAACGCUGCUAAACGAAGAGGAAUCAUUGCUCAGUUACUUGAACAAAGACGACACAUUUUUUUACUGUCUCGUGUUCGAUCCAACGCAGAAAACGUUGCUCGCGGACAAGGGUGAGAUUCGAGUGGGUGCUCGCUAUCAGACGGAUCUGCAGCAAAUGCUGAAACCGGGCGAAAAGGACGAUCGCAACAUAGAGGAGCUAGAGACGCUUGUGUGGACGCCGCAACAUUCGCUUACCGAUAAGAAGAUCGAUCAGUUUUUGGUAGUGUCUCGAUCGGUUGGCACCUUUGCGAGGGCACUCGACUGUACCAGCUCUGUCAAGCAACCGUCCCUACAUAUGUCUGCAGCAGCUGCAAGCCGUGAUAUUACCUUAUUUCAUGCUAUGGAUACGCUCCAUAAACACAACUAUUCGAUAGAGACUGCAAUGUGUUCGCUGGUUCCAUCGAGCGGGCCAGUUCUUUGCCGGGACGAGAUGGAGGAAUGGAGCGCCUCGGAAGCGAAUCUGUUUGAAGAUGCGCUCGAUAAGUACGGCAAGGACUUCAACGAUAUCAGAAACGACUUUCUUCCGUGGAAAACGCUGAAAAGCAUAGUGGAGUACUACUAUAUGUGGAAAACGACAGAUCGCUACGUGCAGCAGAAGCGUGUGAAAGCGGUCGAGGCGGAAUCCAAGUUGAAACAGGUCUACAUUCCGAACUACACCAAACCGAGCCCGGCAUUGAUAACGAACAAUAACAAGGGCAUAUUGAACGGAAAUUCAAAUGGAGGCAGCGUGGACAUGAUGAUGUAUAGCAGCACCAAGGCAUGUGAAUCUUGUACUACAAUGGCUUCGCAGCAGUGGUACUCGUGGGGUCCAGUGCACCUAAACAAUCGGCUGUGUCAGAACUGUUGGAACUAUUGGAAGCGUUACGGAGGCCUUAAAGUUGCAUCUAGACUAGCGGACAACGGGGAGGUCGAUCCGGUGGCCACGAUCAACACCAGUAGCAGCAAUGCGUCGCCGGUUUCGCUGAAGAAACGAAACCCCGGCAGCGAUAUCGAUGAUGAUCUUACAAUUGUCGCUAGUACCGGUCCAAUCGCGGGUGGCCUCAGCGGGGUAACCACUGUCACUGGGUCUCCUGGCGGUGGUUUAAGUAAUCACCGACCACACAGUCCUUCAUUUAAAUGUUCCAUUGUGAACUGUGGUAAGGAAUUCAAGCUGAAGGCUCACCUGGCUAGGCACUACGCACAAGCCCACGGCAUACAGAUACGAUCCGGCUCGCCACGACCCAUCAUGAAAACGCGCACCGCAUUCUAUCUGCACACGACCUUAACGACACGACUGUCCCGCCGGUUAUGUCGACAGAUAAUACGAUCGAAAAAGGCCGCUCGUCAACCCUCUUACGCGAUUAACAUUGCCAGUGUUAAGCAAGAGUUUGCAAACGCGGAAGCUGGAAAAAGUAUAACGGAGAUCCGACGGUUGCUCACGUUCCGGAAGAAAGAUCGUGGCAGCGUUACGCAAAUCGCAAACCGCCUCGGCAAUCCGGGUGUCAGUGUUAACGAAUGGUUGGUACUAACGCCAAAGGAGAACAUGCCGAAACCCGACGUGGUAGCGUUUCCGAAACCACCGAAAGCUCCCGACGGCACGCUGUUGUACGAUCGGAUACCAAAUAAGGGUGAAGAGGCUGGCGCCAAACCGCCAAAUGUGGUCACCACUACACCAACGACAGGAGUGCUCGGUGGAGCAGCAGCACUGCCGGGAACGGUCGGUGGUGCUCUCAGUGGUAAGCUAGCACCGUUGGUCGGUUCUGGCGGUCUAGCUGUAACACCGAUUGUGGUCGGCGGCAGUAACAGCAGUUCCACAACAGCAUCAACUUGUUCUGCGGUGGGUGGAAGUGCCGGCAGUACUGGAUCCACUUCUGGUGGAGUUGGCAGUAGCGGUAUGCCAGCGAUCAAUCUGCAUGCAAGUACUUUGUCAUCUAAUAGUUCACCGAGUGGCCAGGGUUCUACUACUGGUAGUAGCUUAGCUUCCUCUGGGGCGACGUCAUUGAAGCGUCGACCGUACGAAGAUGCAAAUGGAAUCGAUGCUACUAUAGCACCACCGGCCAAGCGACCGAAUAAGGAUCCCAGGCCAUCGCAUCGGCCUACACCUGAGCAAUAUGCGGCAAUGAUUGCAGCGGCGCAAUCCGCUGGACAGCCGCUUCCCCGACACCAUAUGAAUGGAAAACCAAAAAUUGCCCAAAUGGCUCGAACUGGUUCUGGACGAAAACAGGUGAUCAGCUGGAACGAUGCGCCGGAUGAUGUUUUUUACCGUUCCACCAAAGCUGGCCGUAAACUGCGGCGAGAAAUUCCUAUAGUAGAGUUACGCCGAGCUGCGCGGAAACCUUGGCGAAAUUUGCAUCCUAAGUACUCGGCGAUCGUGGCCGCCCUUUUGCCAGUGGCAUCUACGACACCUAGUCUACCAGCACAGCUUACAGCCCAGUUGGGACAUGCAGCACAACUAGCGGCCAAUGCGGUGCAGCAUCCCACUUCGGCUAACCUAAAUCUUAAUCUCAAUUCAGCGGCUGUGGCUGCUGCGGCGGCAGCUUUAGCUGGUGUUCAUCCACUAUCAGCAGCCUCGACACUUGCCCUUAGCGGAACGUUAGGCGGUGGUGGAGGCGGUCCUGUUAUAUCACCAGUCGGUGGAGUAACUUCGCUGUCUGGUGGUGGAUCUACCGGAGCAUCGAUAGUGUCUUCCGGGGCGACUGCUUUGACGAAUAGCAGCAGUAAUAACAACAACAGCGGUAGUAACAGCAGUGUCGUCAACAACAGCAGCAGUAGCGGAGGUGGUAGUGGUGCGGUCGCUACCGACAGCAAUAAAAGUGAUCUACAGGUUGUAAUCCUAGACUGACCCGAACCGCCGAAGAACAUGCACUUUUCCCAACAGCAGCACCACCAUCAACAUCAUCAGCAACAGCACCACCGCCAGCAACAAUCCAAUUUGACGAAUUCGCAUAGACAUCAGCAUCAGCAAUACCAUUCCCAUCUUCAUCUAUCUCAUCACCACAACACGCAGCAAGGUAUUCAUCAUCAACAGCAGCAGCAGCAACAGCAACAGCAACAACAUAACAUGCGACACUACAAUAACUCACACUUACAGCAACAUCAGUUACACCAGCAACAGCAGCAGCAACAACAACAGUUGCUGCUCCAGCAACAAUACCAGCAGCACCAGCAGCAACAUCCUACGCAACUGGCGCCACCGAUAACACACCACAACAGCUAUCAUCAACACAGUCACCUGCUACAUCGACAACAGAACCAAUCUCAGCAACAACCACCACAUCCCUACACCAUGGAAGCACUGCUCAAUUAAUAUGCUAAUGCAACACAAGCAAACACAAACAAACAAACAAACAAGAGAAGAAAAUCACAAAACGAUGGCAAUGAUGAAUGCUGUUAACAGGGAAGCAAAACCAGCUCUUUUGGAUCCUUAGAAUCCUUUCGCAUGUGAUCCAAAGUUUGUGGGGGCUAGCAGAUAUCAGCUGUGUAGCUCUGCAAGUUUUGAAAGAAUCAGUUGUAUUGUACAAACAGAAAAUAAUCACCCCACUGGUUGGAUAAUAUAGUGACUGAUCGUCGAUUUUCUUUCCAUUGCACCGUGAGUAAAAGCUGCAUCUUUGAGUAGUAGGUUUAGUUUUUAAAACCUAAAAAGACUAAGGAUACUGACAGCUACAAAUUAGCGACUUCAAACAAGCAAACAAACAAAACAAACAAACAAACAAAAAAACACACACACACACGCAACAAACGUAAUGGAAGGGAUCAUACACAUAAGCAUAGUAGCAAAGCGAAUAGAAGCCACGACAGAAGAGUAAGCAUUAGUUAGAACGAAAAAAAAUGAUGGCGCUAAAAGAAACCCGGUCACGAAGGGAAUGAAUGAAUGGUUUGUGUAAUUGAUGAUGUACGGAGAAGGGGGCACUACGACGAUGCCCUGAAUUUUAGUUGAUAACAUUAAUGAUCUAAAUUAGAUGAACGAUCUUAGAAGUAAAAAAAAUGUUUAAAAGGCGUAAGAAAGAACUGUAAAAGAGAAAGAGAGAGAAUGGGAAAUAGAAAGUGUGUGAGAGAAUGAAAGAGAAGAAUGAAUUAAAAUGGACCUAUUGAGCCCUGCCCCCCUCAGGUCCUCAUCCAUUUACUUUUUCUAGUAGAUGUGUUUAGAUCAAGUAGUUGGGAGAGAGGACUGAAAACAAAGGAAGGACAUGGAACGAUGUGGUCUAAAAUUGUAAUAGCAUACUCAUGCGCAAGGAUGAUAGAAGAGACAAAGCGGUAACAAAAUAUGAAACACAAUAUUAUUACAACUAGUGACGAACAUGAACGUACGUAAUACAUACAAUUGGGUUAAUGUCUCGAAAUACAUACACACACAUAACACACCUUUGCACAGUAGAACACUAUCUAACGGUGACGAAGUGAAUGGUCGACGAAUGAAAGAAACACUAUAGAAAGCCGAGCUAUAUAUGACCUAUCCUUCGUUAAGAGGGCGAAUGUGUACAUGAAAGAUUGCUGGAGAAAUAAGUGAGUGAGAGAAGACACCGCAUAUUGUCGAAAAGAUAGAUUGAUAAGGUAAAACAAUGGGAUGUAGAGUGUAAAGAAACAAAUAAACGCUGCGCUCGCAGAUUGCGUAAUUAACGUGUAACUAGCGUAACUAAACGUGCAAGCUGACCUUCCUCUUUGGACCGAGCAAUCCAAUUCACCAUUAUCGGGUGAAGGUCGUCAUCAUUUAAACCUUUUUUGUGACGUAGAAAACAGCUUUGAAACACCAAUUACAGAUGUAACAUUGCAUGGAACGUGCAUGUGUGAAACAAAGCCACAGCCAGGAAGGAUUGUUGAUUUUUUUUUUGUACAUCUCUGUCUAUUUUGAUGGGAUGAAUUCAGGAUGAACAAACAGCAUCUGAUCUUGAUCCUCCUCCCGUAUUCGCCCACCUGCUGGCAAUCGGAAUAAGGGAGCAUUACAAUGAUUCAUGUACUUUCGCUUUUAAAAUUUGAAUUGUGGGAAACUGUCUUGUAAUGUUUGUCUCACACACUUUCGGAAUAGGAUGAAAGAUUCACAAAAUAGAAACAUUAAUUCAACGUCCACUUUAUGCGAAAACAAAAGGAAAAGACAUAUUACCAGGCAGGUCAAAAUACUGUAGUUGGCGGCUUGAUUGCGGUGCUUUCUCUUUCACCUUCAUUCACGCACUUUGGGGCUAUUUCAAACGAAGUGCUCACCUGUAGUUAAGUUAGCAAACUUGCAGAACCUACCCACACAGCGAAUGUGGUUCAUUUAUCGAUAUUUUUGUCCUGUUUUUAUUUCCAGUACUUGAAUUACCAUGCCGAACAAAGACUGAGUAGCAAAACGAGAAGAUAAGAGAAUACAAGUAGAGAGAAGCGUGUAAUAAGAAUGUGUGCCGAAUGCGAAAUGCCGAAUGUACUAGAGGAAGAAGCGAACAUAAUGUGUUUUAAUAGUUUCGUUUAUUGGUUUUGUGUCCGUUUCUGUUCGAUCCGUAAGCUAAUCAUGUAUCUUGCGCCGUUGGAUAAUAUAUGCUUUAAAAUCAAACUUAGUUACUAACUUGACUGUUGUCCGUAUAUAGGUAGCACAUCGAAACAAUACUUAACUGUGGAGUUGUUUUUUUUUUUCUUCAAGCGCUCAUUUGCUUCUACAAAAAAGCAAUGCAAUAAAGCGAACCAACAGAAACAGGAAAAAGGAUUAAAGGAAGCUCUUGAAAGAUUAAAAGCCAAUUAAAUUUGAAUUACACCUGAUGACUUUACCAUGCCAAGUGGUAAAUCCGUUCGAUUUUUACUUUAAUGACGUUUUACUACACAAAUUUCGAAACAAUGUCCCUCAUAUUGAGAUGUAAGGGCAAAGGAGUAAAUAGAAAACAAACAUAAAUGGAGCAGUAAAAGAAAGAGAUUUUAAUACGUUGACAAAAAUAAUUUAAUAUUAAAUGCAGUACCGAUCCCUUAGAAAAAGGUUUUUUUUCUACUGUAUAGGAUAGCCAACUAGGCGAUUUUUGUGUUAGAGGAUGAGUAAAUUUUGUGGACAGAUUUAAACAAACUCGGUAUAGGUUUUAGAGCUAAUGCGAAUCACAUUUAGCAGAAAGAUAUGCGCACGUGAUUAUCUGUUCCUACUGCGGUGAACAGAAUAGAAAAGGAAUAAAAAUAAUGUACCAAGGUAAAGUUUGGAGUCGGUUCAAUUCGCAAACAUUUGAACACGGUAGUAGAAAGCGAAACACUUUGUGAGAUGAGAGAGAAAACACACAAAGGAUCAGUAAUUCUUUCUGGCAUCUGUUGUAAAGCUCGGGAUGAACCGUCGAUCGUCAAAUUUGUUCGAAGGUGCAUAACAAACUCUUUUUCCCUACAUGAUAAAAAGAAAAUAUAACUUGCAAUUAUUUCA
This is a messenger RNA of Anopheles funestus (African malaria mosquito), 8114 nucleotides long. RefSeq names its product metastasis-associated protein MTA1 (gene MTA1-like). Gene Ontology annotation, molecular function: transcription corepressor activity; sequence-specific DNA binding; chromatin binding. The record is from RefSeq and is a predicted model, not a curated record. The transcript is spliced from 15 exons. Lineage: Eukaryota; Metazoa; Arthropoda; Insecta; Diptera; Culicidae. Gene Ontology annotation, cellular component: nucleoplasm; NuRD complex. The coding region runs from base 1269 to 4595 and encodes 1108 amino acids. Gene Ontology annotation, biological process: negative regulation of transcription by RNA polymerase II.